Molecule: messenger RNA, 1963 nt
Organism: Tachysurus vachellii
Lineage: Eukaryota; Metazoa; Chordata; Actinopteri; Siluriformes; Bagridae
Product: very-long-chain (3R)-3-hydroxyacyl-CoA dehydratase-like
Exons: 8
Coding region: 244-960 (238 amino acids)
Biological process (GO): very long-chain fatty acid biosynthetic process; sphingolipid biosynthetic process; fatty acid elongation
Cellular component (GO): endoplasmic reticulum membrane
Molecular function (GO): 3-hydroxyacyl-CoA dehydratase activity
Source: RefSeq, a predicted model, not a curated record
ACACACACACACCAACCAGUUUAUUUCUAGUAGCGUUACCAGGACGCAGUAAAUAAGCCUCGCGCGUUGUGGACUAUGUUGAAUGAGAUUAGAGUUCAGAGUUUAACAGGUAAAAUAAUAUAAUUGCUCGACGUCGAAAAUGAAGGCUUCCAGGACCGAUAAGAUGAAACGUUUCUCUGGUGGAGGGAUGUAAGCUCAACAUCCGGUGGUCGCUUCAUCUGAUCUCCAAGCACACGGUUUGAAAUGGAUCAGCAGCAGGAGGCCACACAGAGAAUUCCAGCUGGUAAACAUGAGGAGCAGUGCAGUGUGCUGGACACCCUGAGAAGACACUACCUGUUUGUGUACAACCUACUUCAGUUCCUGGGCUUCUCCUGGACCCUCAGCCUUCUGACAGCCAAUCUCAUCCUGCAUGGUCAAGGUGCUUUGUAUAGUGCGUUUAGCUCCUGUGCUGCGGUGCUGUACGGCUGUCAGAUGUUGGCGGUUCUGGAGGUGAUUAACGCAGCAGUCGGUCUGGUUAAUACACCCGUCUUCCCUGCCAUGAUACAGAUGAUGGGGAGGAACGUGGUUCUGUUUGUGGUCUUUGGCAGUUUGCCAGAGAUGCAGGAGAGCAGCGUGGUCUUCUGGGUUUUUUAUCUCUGGAGUAUCUCUGAGGUCUUCAGGCUUGCGUUUCCCGUGCUGAGUCUCAAUGCCAAGUUCAGGAUACUGAUCUGGCUCCGUCAUGCACUGCUGUAUCCCCUCACUACACUGACAGAAGUCGUUGCUGUGCUCCAGUCUCUUCCGCUGUUCGAUCAGACCAGACUCUUCAGCGUUCCUCUCCCUGAGGCAGUGGGUUUCUCCGUCAGUUUCUCCUACUCGCUCCGACUCUACCUCCUCCUCAUGUUUUUUGGAUUUUCCAUAAACAUCCGACAUCUGGUGAGCCCAAGCAGAAGAUCCUUUCGACUGAAAGAGCACACAGACUGAAUAGUGCUGUUUUAAUCUAAAAGACAAGGCUAUACUCCCUGGAUUACUCAGUGUUUGUUAUAAAGUUUAUUUGCGUUACAUUUUUAAUACUCUUAUAGACAUGGACAAAUUUGUUGGUACCCUUCCAUGUCAAGAAAUCAUGAAACAAAAGAUAACGGCCAAAAAAUGAUGGCAGCUUUAACCUAAUCAUAAAGCGGUUUCUGGAUGAGACUCAGGUAGUGUGGUCCAGUGAUCCUCAGGAAGUCUGUCUCAGGUCUAACGGUGUCUUCUUCAGACUGCAAGUUUCAGCUCUGUCUAAAGACUCAAUGGGAUUCAGAUCAUAGGCCAUAGAACAUAGAUGAUCAUAGAACAUGUUCAGUGUGCUAAAUUUCUCCAUGUAAACACGCUGAGUGACUGAUUCAUGGCUGAAGACAGAGGAUGUGUGUGAAACUAAUUUCAAUUUGAAAUCUCGCUCUAACCCAAAUAUUCAUCAUCUUUUCUUGAGUACCAACAAAUCUGUAAUUUCAGAAUCUGUCUGUAGAAUAAACAGUAAUUGAUCUCUUUUCACACUUUAUAUGCUUUACUAUAUGACAUGCCAAAGACAGGUGCAGGUCUCGUGUAGGUGUCCAUGAGACGGUUGCCAAAGUAAAUGUCUUUUAUUCUGUACAUAGUUUUAUAUCCAUGUUUAUAUCAGCUAGCGUAGAUGUAUUUGAGAGAGAUGAAGGCGGUUCUUACAGUAAACUGCACAAGCUGUUGAGGGAUUUUUAUAAUCUUUUGCUUGAAUGGAAUUGAAACGCUUUGUUGUACCUUUGCGUGAAGUGGAGAGGUGUGUCUGAAUCUGAGGUUUUUAAUCUGCUACACUCUCAGUUUUAGUGUCCAUGACGUCCAUCACAUCAGUGCAGAUCAAGUAUCUCUGCUUCCUUUAAUAGUAUUAAUAUGUUGGUACUGUUUACUGAACCUUUGAGUAAAGAAACUUCACCAGGCUCCUGAUCUGUGAUGUAGAAUAAAAUCAUUUCAAAUUCAA